Molecule: messenger RNA, 2986 nt
Organism: Cricetulus griseus (Chinese hamster)
Lineage: Eukaryota; Metazoa; Chordata; Mammalia; Rodentia; Cricetidae
Source: RefSeq, a predicted model, not a curated record
GAAAUUGAGUCAUUUUUUUUCUUCAGAAGGAAAUUCUGGAAGCCCAGUUAGAAAGUAUUUAAUAUUGAAUUUCCAGUAGUGAGUAUUGACUAUAAAUCAAAUGCAGGCAUUUUUAAAUCACACGAAGACUCAAUGAAGCAUGAACUAGGAAUUUCUGGGGGUUGUAGAUUUCUAGAAAUGUUUCCUUUUGUAUGGAGCCAAACCCUAGUGCCUGGCAUGCCACGCCUAAAGGCGGACUCUGCAGACCAGUCCAAGCCAGGGCAGUGCUGGGGAACCAAGGCCUGUGCCUAGCCACGUACCCCAAGGGAGCAGGCUCGACCCUGUGCUCCUGCAGGGUGCAUUUGCAGUCCAGCCCUGCACCCUAGUGGGGUCUUCAUAACUCUGGUGGGCAUGAACCCCAACAGCAGCCAGGGCCAUGGGGCAAGGGCUCUGAUGUUCCAGGCAGCUAGGGGGCUGAGGGCUGACCUGCGGGGCGCGUCCACUGGGCCCUGGAGGAGCCUGGCCAGGAUGUCAAAGCCUGAGAGGACGGACCUGAAGGCUGCAGUUGCAGGACAUGAGUGCUUGCUGCCAAUUGAGAGAAGCUUUCAGAAUGCUGCUAAAAGCAAUGAUUUGGCUCUUAUGGAGAAGCUGUUUGAAAAGAAGGUUAACAUUAAUGCUGUGAACAAUAUGAACCGCUCAGCCCUGCACUUUGCAGUGGCGAGGAAUCAUUUAUCCGCGGUGGAUUUCUUACUGAGCCACAAAGCCAGAGUGGAUGUUGCCGACAAGCAUGGCUUGACAGUGAUUCACCUUGCAGCCUGGUCUGGAAGCUUCGAGAUCAUGCUCAUGCUAGUUAAAGCUGGAGCAGACCAGAGAGCCAAGAACCAGGAAGGAAUGAAUGCACUCCACUUCGCAGCUCAGAACAAUAACCCGCACAUUGUGGAUUACCUCAUUCAAGACUUGCACCUGCAGGACCUGAAUCAGCCCAACGAGAGAGGAAGAAAACCAUUUCUCUUGGCAGCUGAGAGGGGCCAUGUUGAAAUGAUUGAAAAGCUUGUCUUCCUUAAUCUGCACUCUUUAGAAAAGGAUAAGGAGGGAAACACUGCCUUGCACCUGGCUGCAAUGCAUGGUCACAGCCCAGUGGUGCAGGUGCUACUAACUCAGUGGCUGGAAGUAAAUGAGACCAAUGAGAAUGGAGAAACUCCAUUCAUGUUGGCUGUUGAAGGAGGUCAUGAAGAAUGCAGUCGAGUGCUCCUGGAAGGAGGAAGUGAUGUCAACAUCCCAAACAAACUCAACGUCAGUGCUUUGCAGACAGCCACCCGGAAUGGCCACACAUCCCUUGUCAACUUUCUUCUCAGUGAGAACGCUGAUCUGCAACGGCAGAAGGAACCCAAGGAGUCCCCUCUUCACUUAGCAGUCAUCAACAACCACCCCACAGUUGUGAACAGCUUAUUAAGCGCUCGGCAUGAUGUUGACAUCUUAGAUCAGAGGCAGCAGACCCCUCUGCAUGUAGCUGCUGAUCUUGGGAAUGUGGAGUUGGUGGAGACACUGCUGAAGGCCGGCUGUGACCUGAAAAUCACUGACAAGCAAGGAAAGACUGCCCUGGCUGUGGCUGCCAGGAGCCAUCACAGCCUCAUCGUGGAUAUGCUCAUUAAAGCUGAGAGGUACUAUGCCUGGAGAGAGGAGCACUGUGAGAGCAUCCAGGACUCAGCAGGAAGCUCUCCACUGACAUUCAAACAGGACCACAGUCUGGAGACCAGGCACAUCCGCACACUCCUCUGGAACCUGGCCUACCAACAGUUCAAGGAGAAGGACUGGCAGAGGCUGGCCCGUUUGUGGAGCUUUACGGAGGACCAGAUCAGAGCCAUCGAGGAACAGUGGUCAGGUAACAAGAGCUUCCGUGAGCAUGGCUACAGGGCUCUGCUUAUCUGGCUGCACGGGGCUCUCAUGACACAACCUGACCCUGUCAAGCUGCUGUAUGAGGAGCUGCUGCGCGCAGGAUUCCUAGAAUCAGCUGAAAAGAUUCGUCAGUUCAAAGGUAAAACUGACCCAAGCUCCAAGAAAUGUGCAGUCUCCUAAGCUGAAGAAGCAAUGUGAAUGGUUUCCCACUCCUCAUUCAGUUUAACUUUGGUUCCCAAUGGCCACAACCAUCUCCCAGCAGGAUGAUUUUCUGGUACAAAGAUGCUGCUCCUCCAGGGAUGGAAGUGAACAUACCACCUUCCUGCUGCUCCAGCCACACAUUGGUUUUACCUUUCUCUCGAGGCAAAUUGUGUGACAUUCUCAUUUCUGUCAUUUGAUGUAUACAAGGAACAGCACAGCUGGAAGGGUUCUGUAUAAGUUUAAAAUCCAAACAGAUGGUGAGAGCAGCAUGGUAGCACACAGAAAAGCAAGGGCUAGGAGAUUUGAUUCUUAGCUGUGAGCAGUGGACAUGUUAAUAUUAUAGCCAUUCUCAGAUCUUUGGCUUCCUUUUGUGAUAGACAGAAUGUUUCCUCCAGAUAUUGGGGUGAAGAUGAAGGGGAAACACCUGACCUCAAGCCAGUGGGAUGCAAGUCAUAAACUCUUAUCUUUGUAGAGAAACUGCAUUUGGAAAUUCAGUCACUGUUGGCUUUAUACCAUAUAAGUGUACUCUAUUAUACAGAAAAAAAAAAAAAAAAGACCCAGACAUACACCAGUGAUUUUUAAACCUUUUGUAAUUUAAAUAUGGGUAAUUUUAAUUCUUUGUACUUUCUGGUACAUUCUAUUUUGUUCACAAUGAACAAGCGCUGCCUUCUGUAACCUGAGAAAGCUACAAAAGGUAUCAGUUUCUAUCACUGUAUACCUACCUAAAGUCCAAUACCGACUCAGCCUGGAAAAGCUGGUAAGAUAAUCACGGGCAAUUAUUCUACUAUUAAUUUACAGUUUCAAGUAUUUUUCUUACAUUGAUUGUAAAUGCUAGGAAUGUUUAAAACAGGCAAUAUAUUCACAAGGUUCCAGAAUUUUAAAUAAGUAUUAAAUAAAAAGUCCCAUCUUA